Linepithema humile (Argentine ant) is the source of this 2758-nucleotide messenger RNA. It is a transcript of the gene egh, whose product is annotated as beta-1,4-mannosyltransferase egh. Gene Ontology annotation, cellular component: cytoplasm. NCBI's taxonomy places the organism in Eukaryota, Metazoa, Arthropoda, Insecta, Hymenoptera, Formicidae. The record is from RefSeq and is a predicted model, not a curated record. Gene Ontology annotation, molecular function: beta-1,4-mannosyltransferase activity.
CAGGCAUUCCGCCAUUUGUUCUUAUACAGUAAUCUACAAAUUACCUGGUUUUACUUAUGCGAACAAAAUGCGAUACCGAUAAGGUUGCACAAGAAUUAAGUACUCGCGUUAUCGCCCAAAGCGCAAGUACGCGCGCACUGCUCAUUAAGUCCUGCGGACUCAUUAAGAUUCGUGACAGUGUCUACUUAUUUACGCUAAUAUUCCAGCUGUAAUAUACAGAUUCAACGCACGUAAUUUUAUGUCAUAAUUCCGUGGAAAAACUUGCAUUUCUACGCAUCAACGUGGCGCUGUUACGCUUCGGUUUAUCAGCUCGCUAUCUAUCGAAAAAUUCUUAAUCAUCUCGAAUGAUGUGAACCUAUCGCAUAUUUGUAAUUUCUCUAGUCAUGAGUUUCUAUUAGCAAUUUAGUUGAUCAUGACACGUAACAAAUAGUAAUAUGAUAUGUAUAUAUGUAAAUUAGUUGUAUGUGUUAUACAUCAUGAAUUGAAGGCCAGAUUAAUCUUUGCUAAGAAGUUUAAAAAUAGUGACUUCCACAUUAUUCAUUGAAUACACAUAUUUGAAUAUAACUGGAAUAAUGUUGAACAGUAUAACAAAACACAUUUUACACUGCUGUCUGCUGCUCAUAGUCAUACUAAUAUUUGAAUUUGUAUCCGGUGGACUUCGGUGGAAUACAGAUGAGAAAGAAGAAAUUGAUCCAUGGAUGCGAUAUGGCUUUUUCAGUACAAUCACUUUGUACCUGUUACGUACAGUCACAUUUCUCUCCUUGCCUCAAGUUUUAUUCAAUUUUAUAGGAUUAACAAUAUAUAAUGCAUUCCCGGAUAAAGUAGUAUUGAAAGGUUCACCUCUGCUUGCACCUUUUGUUUGUAUAAGAAUAGUGACUCGCGGGGAUUAUCCACAAUUAGUGAAAGCAAAUGUGAAGAGAAACUUAGAUAAAUGCAUAGAAGCUGGUCUUGAGAACUUCCAAAUAGAAGUAGUGAGUGAUAAACCGAUAGGUUUAACACCGCACCGCAGAGUGCGAGAAGUUGUUGUUCCUUUAAAUUAUCGCACAAGUAGUGGUGCCUUAUUUAAGGCUCGUGCUCUGCAAUACUGUCUGGAGAGUUCAGUAAACGAAUUAGCUGAUCAUGAUUGGAUUGUCCAUCUCGAUGAAGAAACUUUGAUGACUGAGAAUUCUGUUCGUGGAAUAUUGAAUUUUGUAUUGGAUGGCAAACAUCAGUUUGGCCAAGGAUUAAUCACAUAUGCAAAUGAAGAUGUGGUCAACUGGAUUACAACAUUAGCUGAUAGCUUCAGAGUAGCUGACGAUAUGGGAAAGCUAAGAUUACAAUUUACUAUGUUUCACAAGCCAUUUUUUAGUAUGAAAGGAUCUUAUGUUGUCACACAGAUGGGAGCGGAAAAGCAGGUUUCUUUUAAUAAUGGAUUGGAUGGAUCCGUUGCAGAAGAUUGUUUUUUUGCAAUGAAGGCAUUUUCUCAAGGAUACACGUUCAACUUUGUAGAAGGUGAAAUGUGGGAAAAAUCGCCGUUUACUCUAUGGGAUUUUGUACAGCAGAGGAAAAGAUGGUUGCAAGGAAUUUUACUUGUCGUGCAUUCCAAAGCGAUUCCAUUAAGGAAAAAAUUGUUGCUGGGUAUUUCGUGUUACUCAUGGGUGACGAUGCCUCUCUCUACUUCCAAUAUCGUAUUAGCCGGUCUGUGUCCGAUUAAUUGUCCGCCACUGAUUGAUUUUUUAUGCGCAUUCAUUGGUGCAGUAAAUAUUUACAUGUAUGUGUUCGGAGUAGUUAAAUCGUUUUCUCUAUAUCGUUUUGGUGUGGCCCGAUUUAUGUUGUGUAUAUGCGGCGCAUUGUCAACUAUUCCGUUCAAUAUAAUCAUCGAGAAUGUUGCUGUGAUAUGGGGCUUGUUUGGUAAAAAACAUAAAUUUUAUGUUGUUAAUAAGGAAUACAGACCGCCAGUGACUGUAUGAUGCGGCAUCAAUUUAGAAUCUUUAUUUAACUGGUGCAUAUUUAGCAGCAGUGUAAAGUUUCCAUUGUGCAUGCACAUAAUUAGUACCUGUAAAUUUAUGUAGUAAAAUAUUACUGUCACAAACGAAAUAUUUAUAACUAGUAUUAUAUUGAAUUAUGAAAUUUAUAAGAUUGAUCGAUUUUUAAACAGGCAAAAAGCAUAAUAUAGAGCAAUAGGUAGGUGCAGUAUUAAAAAUAUUCGACGUUAGUAUUAAAGCAUUGCCAAAUCUGUUAAAAGAUAUUCACUUGUCAAAAAUAUAUUUAUGUCAAUAUCUUAUUCUUAUAACGCAAGUCAUGUCAUAUGUACUUUGAUCUCAUGCAAAUGUGUUUAGCAUUCAUUAAGUUAUGUGUAUCAUUCUAUAUGUUCCUCAUCUCAUUAAAUUUAUAUAUAUAUAUAUAUCUUAUAAUAUAAUUUUUUGUUAUAUCCAGCAAAUCUUGUCGUGUGUUCAGGAACAUCUCAUUUUUGUCAUAUCUUUUAUCAAUAGUUUUUCUUAAUUAAUGCCUUAUGAAGUGUUAUGCAUAUUGAUAACAAUUUCAUAUUUCUCCAGUGUCUAGAUUAUUUUACUUAAUAGCAAUAACUCAUUUGUAUACAUCAUUAAUUCGGACAACUGUGAUAAAUCUUGCUUUCCUAUACAUAUAAUGAUAACUUUUUUAUAUUUUUUAGAAAGAUAUAAAAAACUUUUCAAACCAAAUGCAGCAACUUAAAAAUGACAACAUGGGCCAAAAAAUAUUUCAUCUUCUUAAAAUCAGAAUAUACGUGUGUAGUUUUGUA